GGGGGUCUCUCAUGGAUGUAUAAUGCAAACAUGCCACAUAUAUAUAGUAUCUUUAUGUUCAGGAGUUGUAUUGUUAAAACAGAAGAAAAACUUGCAAUUCUGUUCUACUUAAUAAGGAUAGGCAUUUGGGAUUCACUUUUAUGGAUUGAUUAUGAUACCAGCGACAGGAUCUAAGUAGCAUCUUCUCAAAUAUUAUACAGCCCUGGUAGAAAACCAAAAGCAAUAAACUGAAGACUUCAUAAACUACAGGAACACCAGACAGGAAAACAGUGAGGUGAUUUUGUUGCCACUGGUUGUCAUGAUGCAUUAGACUCAUAAGAACAUUAUUUACACCCUGGUAUCUCAAGAGAAAAUUUGCAUAAAUUCAGAUUUUAAAGUUCAGCAAAUAAAAUACCAAGACAGAUUGAUCUGACAAAUUUGGUCAUCUACUCACCAUGUCUACUUUCGAUAAUACUACACAAAAUAUGACAACAGCCAGACCUAAUUCUUCGAACACCGCUGUAACAUAUUCAAUUGUUGCAUGCUUUGCUGUGAUACUGUGUAUAUUUGGGCUGCUAGGGAAUGCAAUUGUCUCCUGGAUUCUUGUAUUUAAGAUAAAGAGAACCAAAUACACAGUGUACAUUCUUAAUCUCGCCCUUGCUGACUUUCUCUAUUUAUUCUUUGUUGCCAUUGUAAUGCUUCUAAUGGUCGAUCAAAUGCUAAAUUUCAGAACGCAAACUAAGAUGACACUUACAGCCUUAGAAAUCAUGUAUGACUUUGGAUACUUGUCCGGCAUGUUUUUUCUGACAGCCAUAAGUGUUGAGAGGUGCCUCUCUGUUCUCUUUCCAAUAUGGUAUAAAUGUCACAGGCCAAAGCGCUUGUCAACCAUAACUUGUAUAGGCAUAUGGCUCUUAGGUAUCCUUUUAUCGCUUAUUGAUAACUUAGUCUGUCCUUCAGCAUCCUUCAUGAAGGGUACACAAGAAUGUACAUCAGUACAGAUUUUCACUUCCUUUUUGACAUUUGCAUUGGUUAUUCCUUUGAUGCUUAUGUCUAGUUUCACAUUAAUCUACGUGAUCAAAACCACAUCAAAAAAAUGCCGACCCCCAAAGAUCUACAUAGCUAUCAUAAUUACAGUUCUGGUUUUCUUGAUUUCUGUUGUACCUAUCAGACUAUUGUGGAUUUUGCUUUAUUUUAAGGUGUUAGCAUCUAAUGUAUACUAUGUGGCCUUAUUCUUUUCCAGCACAUACUGUACUGUGUUUAACAGCAUGGCUAACCCUUUCAUUUACUUCUUUGUGGGCAGACAAAGAAAAAGGAAGUUUUGGGGUUCCAUCAAUGAAGCUCUCAGUAGAGUGUUUAAGGAUGACGAUACUGAAUGUUCUAAUGGAUCAUAUGGAAGUACCACUGUUACAAACUUGGGCUAGAGGGUAGCAAAGAGGCAUAAUGUUUCUGUAUUUGGACUU
Spea bombifrons (plains spadefoot toad) is the source of this 1439-nucleotide messenger RNA. RefSeq names its product proto-oncogene Mas-like. Gene Ontology annotation, biological process: G protein-coupled receptor signaling pathway. Gene Ontology annotation, cellular component: membrane. The transcript is spliced from 4 exons. The record is from RefSeq and is a predicted model, not a curated record. Gene Ontology annotation, molecular function: G protein-coupled receptor activity. The coding region runs from base 435 to 1400 and encodes 321 amino acids. NCBI's taxonomy places the organism in Eukaryota, Metazoa, Chordata, Amphibia, Anura, Pelobatidae.